AAGCCCAUAUUUGUCUUACCAUAGACCUCAGCAAGUCUGACUUCCAGUCCAAAGCCUAAAAGAUACUGAGCUCCCUUAUGAUUAGUUACUGAGAGCCCUCCUUUACCUCACAGCCGUGCUGACCUAUUUGACCUGAGCAAAGACCAAGAGAUGAACCUUGCCUAUGUUUCUUCUGUUCCUCAUGGAGGCAUUGAACAAGUUCGAAUUCACUGGUUACUGGAAUUAGUUGCUCUCAGAGUGGUGAAUGGGAAACUUCACUACAAUUUUACUGCCUUGGAUAACCUUAUGGAUCGCUUGUGGGAAAAUAAGCUAAUUCCAGGAUUUGAAUUGAUGGGGAAUCCGUCAGGACUUUUUUUAGAUUUUGAAGAUAAACAACAGGUAGUAAGAUGGAGAAACUUAAUUACACUUCUGGCCAGCAGAUACAUAGAUAGGUAUGGAUUGGAGCAUGUUGCUAAAUGGAAUUUUGAAACGUGGAAUGAACCAGACCACCAUGACUUUGACAAUGUGUCUAUGACAGUGAAAGGGUUUCUCAACUAUUAUGAUGCUUGCUCAGAAGGAUUAAGAGCAGCCAGUCCUCUACUAAAAUUUGGAGGGCCUGGGGAUUCCUUCCACCCCUUACCCAAGUCACCCAUAUGCUGGAGUCUUCUAUGUCAUUGCUACAAUGGAACCAACUUCUUCACAGGGGAGGUUGGUGUAAGGCUGGACUACAUCUCUCUCCAUAAGAAGGGAGGUGGGAGUUCUCUCUACAUCUUGCAACAAGAAAUAGAAACAGUUGAACAAAUUCAGAAGCUGUUUCCAAAUUUUGCUUCUGUUGCCAUAUACAAUGAUGAAGCAGAUCCAAUGGUUGGAUGGUCCAUUCCACAACUGUGGCGAGCUGAUGUGACCUAUGCAGCUAUGGUUGUAAAGGUAAUCGUCCAGCAUCAAAACCUGCUUAUUUCCAAAGCCAACAACACCAUCAACUACACACUGCUGAGUAAUGACAAUGCCUUCUUGAGCUACUACCCCCAUUACUUCACACAGCGGACGCUGACAGCACGUUUUCAGAUGAACAAUACAAAGCCACCUCAUGUCCAGAUGGUGCGGAAACCAGUGCUGACUGUCAUGGGCUUGCUGGCAUUGCUAGGAGAAAAGCAGAUUUUUGCAGAAGUGAACAGCAGUGAAGGCGAAAGCCCUCAAAAUAGCACAAUUGGUGUCCUGGCAUCUGUGCACACCCCGAACGAGAUGCAACCUUCAGACAGUUGGCAAGCUACUCUACUGAUGUAUUCAAGUGAGGAUAACAGGACUUCAUCCAACAUCAGCACUGUCACAGUGAAUGCCACGCACUUCCCCAAACUUAGAGAGCUGGUGUAUAUGAUGUAUUACCUGGAUAACAACCAAACCAAUCCCUUCCUGAAGUGGAAAAAGCUAGGAAGCCCUGACUUUCCUUCUGCAGAACAGUUCCAGCAGAUAAGGGAUGCUGAGGACCCAGUGGCAACAGGCCCAUUCCCAUUUCCUGAAGGUGGCAUCCUGACACUGAAGCAAGACUUCCCCAUUCCUUCAGUCUUUCUUAUCCACAUCUGUGCAAGACCCAGAUCUGUUCCUGAUCAAGUGACCGGUGUUCGUUUGAUCCCUCUCACAAAGGGGCAGGUCAUUGUGUUGUGGGAUGAUAGCUGCGUAAAUUCAAAAUGUAUAAAGACAUUUGAAGUGGAGUUCUCACCAGAUGGAGAAACGUACCAGCGGAUUAAUGCCAAAGACACAAUAUUCACUCUCUGGGUCUACAGUCCAGGAAGCUCAGUCUCCGGUUUCUACAGAGUGCGUGCCAUUGACUACUGGGGGAAGGCAGGCCUGUCCUCUCUUCCUGUGGAGUAUGUUGAAGCUUUCAAGUGAUUUUGAAGAGUGGUGCCUGGCUUGGUGACUGAGUGGUGUAUCCUCCCUGCAAAUGACAACUCCCCAGAAAAAUAAACUCCUCCCAGGCUGAGGAGGGAGUAUCGAAAGGACCUGAUGAAGCAAAUUAGGAAUGCAAGUUGGAAGCAACUGCCCCUAUUAACUCUUCAGAGCUCAAAAGACAGCGUUAUCAAACAGCCACAACUGACAACCCAAGUGGUACAAUUGCAAAAGGCUGCCAUAGGACUCAUGGGAUUCAGCUUGAUAACUAGGAUUUAUGGGAAUAAAUAUUUAUUAUUCCCUAUUUUACACUGAAUUAGUGGCCAGGACAACCACAGAUUGUUGCAGCAGGAACAGGACCAUCACUUCACUGUAUGUAUGGGUGAGGAUGGAAGCAAAGGCACGAGGAAGACCUGUGCCAAAGGAGUAAAUUACCUGCCUAAGCUGCCCAGCUAUCUUGGCAUAAUGGUUUGAUGGAAAAGCACACAGCAACCAGACGUGUCCAGAGCAUGAAGUGAAGGAUCCCUGCUUCCCCACUGGUUAGUUACACAUGCUCCAGUGGGUUAUUUCAAAGCACUGGCCAUGUCUUCAGAUGUAUGAGGUUCUGCACCCUCUCACAGAUGGGUUUCCACCCAGCUCCCUCUGCAUUUGUGGCUGUUAUUUGGAUGGCAGAGCUAUUCCCCUCACACAGGCAGAGGAAGGGGUAGCAGGUCAUCCUCGAAGGGAAAAAAGGCACAGGAAGAUUUAGCCUCCAGACUUCCCUGCCUUUUCUGCUUUCUGCUUUUGCCCAAGUCACCUGUUUGCACCAUGACUGUCAGCUGCCACAUCUUUGUGUUGGAGGCUCUAACCCUGAAAGCCCCGUUCUCUCUGUUGCUGUCACCUAGCCUUCUACAGCCCUUACAGCUAAUGUAUCUCCUAGCAUGCCUCCCCCCUCGGACUGUAAGUGAUGAUCUGGGGUUUGGCUUUGGGUGAAAGCUGAAAUGCUAGUUAGAGCCUUUUGUGCUUCCAUAUUACAGGAGAGCACACUCUUGAAUGUAACAGAGCUGCUACUGACAACCAGUUAGGAAAUUAACCAAGACCAGUUUGAGCUGCUGUGCUGUGCAAAGCAUGUGCACAAGCGUGUGGUAGCCCCAGAUCAUGGGCCACAGAACACCUCUGGCUGUCCUUGCAGCUGCCAAACACUUUAUGUAACAGCAAAGUUCCCUGAAAUUGCAGGGGUGUUUUUUUACUCUCCUCUUUUCACAACUGGCACAGUUUGAACUGUGCCUUUAAAAUGCUUGUAGAGGGAAGGAUAAUGCCAGUGAAAACAGCUGGAGUGUUUUCCAUAAGAGGAGCAACUUUGUCGCACAAACAAAUCCCCUACUGCUCUCUUUGCUGACAUCAGCCACCUCACCAGCAUAACAACAAAGACUGCAUAUUUGAUGAAACAUUCAGGUCUCAGGCAAAAAACCCCCAGUUUGCACAGUAGGAGAGAACUGAACUACCUCAAAUGGCCUCACUUCCACAGCACAUAAAAGAAACAUACACAAAGCAUCAGUAUAGAAUAUGCAGUUAAAUAAAAUCUAGCCAUUAAGACAUACUGUUCUGCCAGCAUGAAGUGGGACCACAGAAAAAAUUACUUUUAGAAACUUUCAAGUAUAGGUCCUUGAGAGAUUUCAGUGCAUCUGAAGCAGGGGAAGAUAACAGGAGCUUGAGAGGACAGUUUACCCUCUUAGGAUGUCCUAUUUGAGUAGUCUUCUGCUUCAAAAUUUUCCCACACUGGCGAUGGGAAUAUAGCAGUCUUUAUCAAACCAAGGACCAUGCAGGUGUCUGAAAAAAAAAAA
Egretta garzetta (little egret) is the source of this 3686-nucleotide messenger RNA. RefSeq names its product alpha-L-iduronidase (gene IDUA). The coding region runs from base 151 to 1866 and encodes 571 amino acids. Gene Ontology annotation, molecular function: L-iduronidase activity; protein binding. The record is from RefSeq and is a predicted model, not a curated record. NCBI's taxonomy places the organism in Eukaryota, Metazoa, Chordata, Aves, Pelecaniformes, Ardeidae. The transcript is spliced from 14 exons. Gene Ontology annotation, biological process: carbohydrate metabolic process.